AUGUCACCAACCGCAUCUAAAUCCUCCCUCCGAGUAGUAGGAGGAGCCGAUCCUUCUGCUCUAGGCAACAUCAUCCGCGUCGCCCUUGCCUUCGAGUCCAUUUGCACAAUUGGUUUGGGCACCUACUACAUAUUCUUUCCACGCCACUAUUUGCUCCACACAAUGGGAGCUGCUGCUGCUCAAGUCACAACAACCGCACUACAAUCUGCUCAGCAAUUUGGUGCUGUGCACAUCCUCGGCGGUGCCACCGUUGCCCUCUUUAUACCCAACACCAAAAAUGCAAUUGAAUCCCGUCAGCGUCUAUAUUUCGUCAUUCUGGUCUUUGAGCUUUUGUAUGUUCCACUCCUCGUAUGGCAAGCGUUCAUGAUGGAGGGCGGCAUGCUCAAAAAAUCUUUGUUGGUUGGAGCCGCGCAGUUUGUGCCUUUUGUCGUAUGGAGAAUUUUUACCCUGGGUUGGAAGCCUGAGUGGUUUGGACGAUAUCAAGAGGGUAGGAAGAUGGAGUAG
Molecule: messenger RNA, 504 nt
Organism: Sclerotinia borealis F-4128
Lineage: Eukaryota; Fungi; Ascomycota; Leotiomycetes; Helotiales; Sclerotiniaceae
Source: the annotation of a GenBank genome assembly